AAAAUGGGCGAAAUGUGGAACAAACCGUAUAUGGCAAUAAUAAUGUUGUGUAUGAUGGCCAGCAGUGGAUUUGCUAUACCCACAGAGUUGACCAGAUAUACACAGUUGGGACAAGGACCACCUACGGAGGCUAACAACACCGCCGCUAGUAACCUGGUUUUGAAAACGGAGACUUCUUCGGCAGCUCCAGACUUUGAGUACGCUUUGCUGGGUGAGGAUCCGAAGGAUCAGCAAUGGUUUCGAGUGAGUCUUACACCGAAAACUAACAAAACGGGCUAUCGGGCACAGUUCGCCACUCGCAAACAUCCACCAUUCGAUGCACAAGUUGCCCAUCGACAUGAUAAGACCAUUCAGGAUCUACUCAACUGGCUGGACCGUUCCGAGGAUCAAAGUCUGUGGAAAGUCUACCGUGACCUUUUGGAAUACACUCCGCAGGCGCAAUCAUCGCAAGAGUUUCCUAAUAGUAAUGAGAUCGAAAAGGAGGAAAGGUUCCCAAGAAAGCACGGAUGCCAAAAGCACAAUAAUCGUCUGUUCCUUGUAGGAGAGGAAACUACCAGCACUACUCCAACACCAUCACCAAGUAAUAGUCAGUCUUCCAAUAACUUGGUUUACUUUAUAAAGGGGCUUAAGUAA
This is a messenger RNA of Drosophila rhopaloa, 633 nucleotides long. RefSeq lists its product as uncharacterized. The coding region runs from base 4 to 633 and encodes 209 amino acids. The transcript is spliced from 2 exons. The record is from RefSeq and is a predicted model, not a curated record. NCBI's taxonomy places the organism in Eukaryota, Metazoa, Arthropoda, Insecta, Diptera, Drosophilidae.